AUGAAUAAAUCUAAGAGCCCUAAUUAAAGAGAUGUCCCAAAUGAUAAUAGCAAAGUUAGAAUAGCAGUUCGAGUCAGACCCACCUUAAAUAGUGAAAGUGAAGAAGACUUUGUAUAGUUGAUCGAUGAUAAUACAAUAAAAGUGACUAGAAUUGGGAAUACUCUCCGAAUGAAAUUCAGUGACAUACUUCCUAAAACAGCCAAUCAAUAAGAUGUUCAACGAUUAGUUUCUGAAUCUAUUAAAUCGUUCAUAUAAGGAAUAAACAACACUAUUUUUGCUUAUGGAUAAACAGGAGCUGGUAAAACUUAUACAAUAAUGGGUGGAUUACCUGAAAACGUAGCUAAUGUUUCUACUGAAAAGUUUCAUUAAGUUAUUAGAUGCAAUGAAAGAGGAAUUCUACCUAGAGCAGUGCAAUCAAUCAUGUCUCAAUUAUAAACUUAAAUAGAAGAAGAUUAAUGUCGACUUUACUUAUCAUUCUAUGAAAUUUACAAUGAAAAAAUUUUUGAUCUUUUUAAUCUAAAAUCUCAAGGAUUGGAUAUUCGUGAAAAUAAAAAUGGUGAUGUAAACAUUCCAGAUUUAUCAUAAAUACGAAUUAUGGAUAUAGAUACUGCUUAUGAAUAUUUGAUUCUUGGAUUAAGAAAUAGAGUUGUUGGAUGCAGUCAUGCCAAUUCAAAAAGUUCAAGAUCUCAUUGUUGUUUUUAAAUGACUCUUUAAUAAGUUUCAGUUAUAAAUGGAGAACCUGUAUUACAAGAGUCAUCCCUUAAAAUUGUUGAUUUGGCUGGAUCAGAAAAGUUUAAAAUUCCGACUGACUUGACACCUGAAGAAAAGGAACUCCACAUCUAAGAAUUGACGUCCAUCAAUGGGAGUCUAUCUUGUUUAGGACAUUGCAUAUCAGCACUGAUUGAUAGAAAUAGAACACAUAUUCCAUUUAGAAAUUCUAAAUUGACUAGAGUUCUAAGUGACUCUUUAAGUGGCAGUGGGAAGAUUUUAUUCAUUGUUUGUGUUUCACCUUCUAUAUCUUCCAGUGCUGAAACCUUCUCUACAUUGUAGUUCGCUAAUCGAGCCAAGAGAGCUGUAUUAGAUGGUAGAAAUAUCUAAUAACCAAAAACCAAUAAGCCUAAAGGUGUAUCCUUAGAAGAGUAUCAAGAAUUAAUGAAAUAAUAUCAAAAGGAGAAACAAAUGAGGGAAGAACUUGAAGGUAUUGUUCAAAAGAGGAAUCAAGGAGAAUUAUUAUAACAAAUAUCAAAAUUAAAAUAAUAAAAUUAAGACCUUUAAGAUCAACUUUAUUCAAUAUAACAACAACAAUAAUAAUAGUCUAUAAUUAUCCCUUAGUAAUAAUAAUAAUAGUAAUAAUAACAAUAUUCACCUUUGUUUUCAGAAAAUAAAAAAGCUUUAGCUAUUAAUUCAAAUGACAAAAAAGUUAGAUUUGCAGAUGAUUUCUUAACUGUUCAUAUUAAUAAUAUGGACAGAGAAGAAAGUUAAGUAUUUGAAAAUCUUGCUAUAUUUUAAGAAUUAAAAUAGUUAGAAAACAAGGAUAAAAAAAAAAUAAUUAACUUUGAGGAAAAAUUUAAAAGCUAUUUUGGGUAGUCUGAAUAUUAAACUAAUGAUUUAGCUUAAUUUAAUACAGGGAAAUAGUUCGAUUCAAUAAUAAGAAAAGUGAAUGAUAAAUAAAACAACAUUUCUAAUAUUGUUUAAGAUCUUAAAAAAGAAAUGUCCAAAGCUGUGAAUCAAUUAGAAUAGUUAUAAAAGGAAGACAGAGAACUGAAGAGUACUGACUCGUGUAAAGAAAAUUUCCUUUAAUACUGA
This is a messenger RNA of Paramecium tetraurelia, 1806 nucleotides long. RefSeq lists its product as uncharacterized. The record is from RefSeq and is a predicted model, not a curated record. Gene Ontology annotation, biological process: microtubule-based movement. Lineage: Eukaryota; Ciliophora; Oligohymenophorea; Peniculida; Parameciidae. The transcript is spliced from 6 exons. Gene Ontology annotation, molecular function: ATP hydrolysis activity; microtubule motor activity; microtubule binding. Gene Ontology annotation, cellular component: microtubule; kinesin complex.